Molecule: messenger RNA, 1530 nt
Organism: Meriones unguiculatus (Mongolian gerbil)
Lineage: Eukaryota; Metazoa; Chordata; Mammalia; Rodentia; Muridae
Gene: Ndufaf7
Product: NADH:ubiquinone oxidoreductase complex assembly factor 7
Exons: 10
Coding region: 84-1394 (436 amino acids)
Biological process (GO): mitochondrial respiratory chain complex I assembly
Cellular component (GO): mitochondrion
Molecular function (GO): protein-arginine omega-N symmetric methyltransferase activity
Source: RefSeq, a predicted model, not a curated record
GACAAACUUCCUUUUGACGGGGAGAGUCAGGAAAUACCCUUCAUCUCCGCCCCUAGGGCGGAGUCUGGCCCCGGGUGGUAAGAAUGAAUGCUUUAGUGAGACGCUGCGUGGCUCGGGCGGGCAUUCCCUGUCUUUGGAGGGGGAAAGGCUUCAGCUCCGGGAAUGACUCGAAAGAAAGCAAUCGGGUGACACCGAUGCAGCGGCAUCUUAUGUACAAAAUAAAGUCUACAGGUCCCAUCACUGUGGCCGAGUACAUGAAGGAGGUCUUAACCAACCCAGUGAAGGGAUAUUACAUGCAUCACGAUAUGCUAGGAGAAAAAGGAGACUUCAUUACGUCACCUGAACUAAGUCAAAUCUUUGGGGAGCUAAUAGGGAUAUGGUUUGUUAGUGAAUGGAUGACCUCUGGAAAAAAUACAGCUUUCCAGCUGGUAGAGCUGGGUCCAGGCCGGGGCACCCUCAUGGGAGACAUUUUGAGGGUGUUCAGUCAGCUUGAGUCUGUGCUAAAAAACUGUGACUUUUCAAUACACCUAGUAGAGGUGAGCCAAAAGUUAAGUGAAAUCCAAGCAUUGACAUUGACUGAGGAGAAAGUCCCUUUGGAGACAGAUGCUGAAUCCCUGGUGUACAUGAAAGCUGUCACUAAGUCUGGGAUUCCAAUCUCCUGGUACCGAGACCUGAAGGAUGUUCCUAAAGGAUACAGCUUUUAUCUCGCACAUGAGUUUUUUGAUGUUCUUCCUGUGCAUAAAUUUCAGAAAACAGCAAAGGGAUGGAGAGAAGUGUUUGUUGAUAUUGACCCACAAGUUCCUGAUAAGCUGAGGUUCGUCUUGGCACCUGGUGCGACUCCAGCAGAAGCCUUUAUACAACAUGAUGAAAAAAGGGACCAUGUGGAAGUAUGUCCUGAAGCAGGGGUCAUCAUCCAGGAGCUUUCUCAGCGCAUUGCACUAAAUGGAGGUGCUGCUCUGAUUGUCGAUUACGGUCACGACGGAACAAAGACAGAUACCUUCCGAGGGUUUUGUGGACACCAGCUUCAUGAUGUUUUGAUUGCUCCUGGGACAGCAGACCUGACAGCUGAUGUGGAUUUCAGCUUCCUGCGCAGAAUGGCACAAGGAAAAGUAGCCUCUGUAGGUCCAGUACAACAACGGACAUUUUUAAAAAACAUGGGCAUUGAUGUCCGGUUGAAGGUUCUUUUGGAUAAAGUGGACGACCCAUCCGUGAAGCAGCAGUUACUUCAAGGGUAUGAUAUGUUAAUGAGUCCUCAGAAGAUGGGGGAAAGAUUUAACUUCUUUGCCUUGCUACCUCAUCAGAGACUUCAUGGUGGAAGUCAAGAAGGGAAUGCCUGUCAGUCAAAAACCCCUGCAUCAUCUGUACCUGGGUUUGGUGAACUUGUUUGGCAGUGAUAUUUCAGCCUGGACUUUUUAUUCCUCAGUAUGCUUUAAGAAAUCAAAAUAAAAGAAACUCAAUUUGUAUAUUGAAAUAACUGUUCAAACUAUCACUUUUCAGCCAAUAAAAAGAUCCUGUUUUCUAUAAAUACAA